AAGGAACCUCCAAAACGGGGCACCACGAAAAAAAAAACACAAAGUAAAGGAAGACCAAUCUAACACUUAUUUUUCAUAUCAUCCGUCACAUAGAAGGGUUUCUUUUAUGCUGAAAGAAAUACUAGCCAUCGUACCCACCAUUAAUUCGGACAGGCGGUCGCGGUUGCAGCAGUAACGGGGAGAAGGAAGGAAGCAAGAAAGGAAAGGAGAGGUGGUGUAUAUUUUUACCAUAAAAGAGGGGUCUUCCAUUCUCUUCCGCGCCCCCCCUCUCCUCCUCUUCUUCUCUCCUUUUUAUUGGCCCUGGCUUUCCGUAGAAGUCCCGUCUCAGCAAAAACUCCCCUCCUCUCGCGGCCUUAACCCACCUUAGUUUGGAUCCAUGGUGAGGGAGAAGAUCCAGAUAAGGAAGGUAGACAACAAGGCGGCGAGGCAGGUGAUGUUUUCCAAGAGGAGGAGGGGACUGCUGAAGAAGGCGGAGGAGCUCUCGAUCCUCUGCGACGCCGAGGUCGCCCUCAUCAUUUUCUCGUCAACCGGCAGGCUCUACGAGUUCUCGAGCUCAAGCAUGAAGGAGAUCAUUGAAAAGCACAGCAAGCAUUCAAAGAACCUACAGAAACCAGACCAACCCUCCCUUGACUUGAACUUAGAGAAUAGCAAGCAUGCAAGUUUGAGCAAACAAGUUGCAGAUAUGAGCCUUCAACUGAGGCAGAUGAGAGGAGAGGUGCUUGAAGGAUUGUCAAUAGAGGAGCUGCAGCAGCUAGAGAAAGCCCUCGAAGCAGGAUUAAGUCGUGUGAUAGAUAGAAAGGGUGAACUGAUCAUGGAACAGAUUAACGAUCUUCGACAAAAGGGAUUGAAGUUGAUGGAAGAAAAUACACGACUAAGAGAGCAAGUACUGAAGAUGUCAAGGGUGGGGAAAGAGAUGGUGAAUGAUAAAGAAAAUGCUCUUAAUGAAGAUGGGCAGUCUUCUGAAUCAGUCACUAACGUUUUGAAGCCAGAAGCAUCACAAGAUUACGAUGACAGUUCUGACACAUCUCUAAAACUAGGGCUGCCUUGUUCAAACUGGAAGUGAGUGUUAGCUGCAGACCAACCAUCCAGGUAUCUUUUCUUAUCACAGUCUGAAAGUGAACACUAGCAACAAUAAGAUGUGAAAAAAAAAAUUGUUUCAAUAAAAGCACUACAUGGAGCCAGAUUGGUCAUCAAUACUGGGGAGUAUGGGUAUGGCCAGUCUAACCUGUUCUUCAUCAAAUGUAAUAGUGGUAUGUGCCCUGUAGGCCGUAAUGUUCUCUGCAAUUUGCUUCAUGAAUUUAUCACCACCAUUUAAGAUGGUAUGCCUUUAUAAGCUAGAAAAUACAAGUUCGGCUCUUGCCAGUGAUUACUCUA
This is a messenger RNA of Phoenix dactylifera (date palm), 1374 nucleotides long. RefSeq names its product MADS-box protein SVP-like. Gene Ontology annotation, cellular component: nucleus. Gene Ontology annotation, molecular function: RNA polymerase II transcription regulatory region sequence-specific DNA binding; DNA-binding transcription factor activity; protein dimerization activity. The record is from RefSeq and is a predicted model, not a curated record. NCBI's taxonomy places the organism in Eukaryota, Viridiplantae, Streptophyta, Magnoliopsida, Arecales, Arecaceae. Gene Ontology annotation, biological process: positive regulation of transcription by RNA polymerase II.